Messenger RNA from Tetrahymena thermophila SB210, 996 nucleotides. RefSeq names its product kinase domain protein. Gene Ontology annotation, cellular component: perinuclear region of cytoplasm; nucleus; cytosol. Gene Ontology annotation, biological process: activation of GTPase activity; nucleocytoplasmic transport. Gene Ontology annotation, molecular function: GTPase activator activity; small GTPase binding. The record is from RefSeq and is a predicted model, not a curated record. Lineage: Eukaryota; Ciliophora; Oligohymenophorea; Hymenostomatida; Tetrahymenidae. The transcript is spliced from 12 exons.
AUGACAAAUAUAAGCGAUAAAGGAGCUUAUAAUAUAGUCACUUCUUUAACUAAAUGUACUAAUCUCUUAACUUUGAUACUUGAUUUUUGGGAUAAUAGCAUUGGGGCUGAGAGUAAUUUUGAUUUAGGAUCUGCUUUAUCAAAAUUAAAUAAUUUGUAAACUUUGAAACUUGAUCUCAGAUAUAAUUGUAUUAAUGCUGAAGGUUUAUUAGAGUUAGGCAACGGUUUAGCAAGAUGUACAAAUCUCACUACUUUAACUCUAUAUAUUUAAUAAAAUAUUAUAGGUAAUAAAAGUGUUGAGUAUUUAGGAUCUGCUCUGUAAAAUUGUGCUAAACUAUAAAACUUGUCACUCGAUAUAUUUAACUUUGAUGAUUAAGAUGAAAAUAGUUUAGAACCAGCUGCUAUAUCAAAUUGCAAAAAUAUUUAAAAUUUAACUCUAAACAUUUGGUAAAAAAGUAUUGGGUUAUAAGGAGCUUAAGUUUUGGGUUUGACUUUAGCAAAAUUUACAAAUUUAUCAGUUUUAACUCUUAAUUUAUAAAUCAAUAAAAUUGGAGAUAAAGGCUUAUCAUGUUUGGCAUCAGGUUUUGUAAACUGUGCAAAUCUUUCAAAUCUGACACUUAAUCUUGCCGAUAACUAAAUUGGAGCUUAGGGUGCAUCUGAACUAGGUUUUGCAUUACCAAAUUGUAAAAAUCUCUAAAAUUUGGCUUUAAAUCUUGAUGCUAAUCAUGUAGGAUCAAUAGGAAUAUUAGAUUUAAGUUCUGCCUUAAUUAAAUGCUUAAAGCUCUAAAAUUUGAAGCUUGAACUUUUGUAAAACAAUUUAGGACUCUAGGGAACUUCACAUUUAGGAUCUUCUUUAUUAAAAUGCAGCAAUCUUUUAUUUUUAGAAAUUAAAUUAGGGUUUAACACAAUAAAUUUAAUUAAUUAAUCCAAAUUAAGAACUAGAAUACUAAAAAUGAAGAGAUUACUUUAAAUAUAACUAUCGUGGUCUUUAGAAUGA